UAAACAGUCUUAAAAAAGAACCAUUAAGUUAGCUAAAGUGUAAGCAAAGAUAAACACAUAUUAAAGGUUAGAAAAUGUUUCUAGAAAUAGAACCCAAUGAAUAAUAAUAAAGCAAAUACCAAAAAGUCUGUUAAAAGUCACAAAAGUUGAUGGUUAAAAAAGUCAAAACUGAAGUACUGUUUAAUGUUUGCACAGAAAUGUUUCAAAAAACUGUGAAAAUGUUUUUUAAAUCAAAUAAUUGUCGAAUUAGCCAAACGGCCAUGGCAAGUUUGCCUCUACACGACUCAAGGUCUCACAAAAAUAUAGGUCAACAUUGCUCCCUACUGAUAGUUUUUAAAAAAGCAACGGUCACACCAGGGAACACCACUAGAGGUCGCAAUGAGACAUCUACAUCACUCUGAUUCUACCCUACGACCUCACUUAAUGCCCAGCUUCCAGCAGUAUUUCUCUUUCCUAUUCCCCCACAUUCCCCCCUCCCGUGCGGUCCACAGUAGCUGAUGUUCGGCCGCGGAUGCACAUUGCGGCUUCCUUUUUGGCUCUCUCCGGUCUCCUCCUCCUCCACUGGGAGAAAUGGAUACCGUUAUGCGUAAGAAGAAUUGUUGUAUUAGGUAGUUCAGCUUCACUGCUAGCGUCAGACAUCACCUGUGAAAUAUAUGAAACAAGAUGGGAACGUUUGGUGUAUUUGCUGUUUCGAUGAUUCACGCCUGUUAUUUCUUUUAUCCUAUCCUCUAGAUGUGCUAACUGCUGUGCUCUGUUUGUGCUGCUGUUUGUGCUCCCUUCCAUAUCUGUGGCAACAGAAGCGUUUGUUGGUAAUGACAGCUUAGUGUAUGGAGAAAUGAGUUGCAUUCAUUUCUCAGGUGUGAUUUCGGUCCAUUCUUUCACACAAACAGUCUUCAUAGUCUUCAAAGUCCCGUGGGCCUUUAUUAUGAACGCUUCUCUAUUACAUUCAAGUCAGGUGAUUGGCUGGACUGAAAUACAACUGAGUGUUUCCUUGGUUGUCAACCGUCGUUUCAUCUUCAUCAUCCUGGAAUACAACGGAACUGAGCCUCUGCUUUGAACCCAUCACCAAGAGCACUGAGGUGACAUCAUGAUUGCUGCGGUAACAGCGAUGAGGGAAGAGGAUGAACGAAGGGCGAUCAUGAGAGUCACUGUGUGUCGAAACCGGUCCAAAUGUAUCCUCAUAUUUCUGUUCCUCAGCCUAUUUGGACUCGUCUUCCUGCUCAACAACAUGGAAACUCUGGAGAGCUGGAACUGUCACACCAUUUCAGCCCUGCAACAGCUGCAGAGCAGGAUUCAAACCUCCAUCCUCCCACUCAGCCUCCCUACAUUUCAUCACAACCGCACCUUCUGCACUCACCUGGGACAAAAACCCUCCCCAGAAGAUGAACUGGAGGAGCGCCACCUGUUGGACUCUAUUGCCUGGCCCGGACCGCUGCCUAGCUCCAAACCAGUUGCCCUGUACCUGACAAGUGACCCAGUGCACAGUAUGUUCACCAUCCUGCCCACGGAAGAAGGUAGGACGUGGUACGUGGGGGGCCAGCUGGAGGUGUUGGUCCAAAUGUACGACUUCCACGGUCGUCCUAAGAACCACGGUGGAGAUUUCCUUUUGGCCAGGCUGCAUUCUCCACAGCUUGGUGCCGCUGUGGCAGGGGCAGUGGUGGACAACAGAAAUGGACGUUACUCCGCCCUGUUCCCUCUCUUCUGGACGGGAUCUGCGCAGGUGGAGAUCACGAUGGUGCACUCCAGUGAGGCAGUAGCCGUGCUGCAGCGCCUGAGGGAACAGCGACCCGAUCGGGUGUAUUUCCAAAGUCAGUUCCAAGUGGGGCACAUGGUUGAGACCACUGUGUGCAACAUGUGCCUGCCUCCAGACCAGCAGCCUCUGUGUAACUUCACAGACCUUUACACAGGCGAGCCCUGGUACUGCUACAAGCCCAAGAAGCUCAGCUGCGACACGAGGAUCAGCCACGCUAAAGGAGGCUACCUGAAACAGCUCAUCACCAACAAGGAGGCGCUGCUGUUCCAGAGCGGUGUUAACCUUAAAGUUCACAUACUCGCCUCAGGACCUGACCGGAUCACAGUGCUGCCUUCACAGGAAGACAAAGUGGAGACGCAGAACAGCAGGGUAAAAACUGACCCUGUUACGGCGGUGCUGUCAGGUUAUUACUACGAGGACGUGUGGAGGCCACGAGGUGGCGUUAAGACGAGGCAGUUCAAUCAGUCGUCUGCCAUCGCACAGUGCUUGAGGAACAGGAUUAUCUAUAUGUACGGAGACUCCACCGUCAGGCAGUGGUUUGAGUAUCUCAUCACUUUUGUACCAGAGUUAAAGGAGUUCAACCUACGGAGUCCUAGAAACGUCGGGCCCUACAUGGCCGUGGACAGCACGCACAAUAUUCUCCUGAAGUACCGCUGCCACGGCCCGCCCAUCCGCUUCUCCACCGUCAUGUCCAGCGAGUUGAGAUAUGUGUCUAACGAGCUGAACGGUCUCACAGGAGGUCCCAACACAGUGGUGGUCAUCAGCGUCUGGUCCCACUUCAGCACCUUUCCCGUUGAGGUUUACAUACGGCGUCUACGCCACAUUCGGCGCGCGGUGCUGCGACUGCUGGAUAGAGCGCCAGGGACGCUGGUCGUGAUCCGCUCGGCCAACCUGCAGGCCUUGGACCAGGAGGUGAGUCUGUAUAACAGUGACUGGUUCUCCCUGCAGCUGGACCAGGUGCUGAGAUCCAUGUUCAAGGGCAUGAAGGUUCUGUUUGUGGACGCCUGGCAAAUGACAUCAGCUCACCACCUCCCCCACAAUCUCCACCCACCGCGGGCCAUUGUGAAGAAUAUGAUAGACAUGUUUCUGUCCUACGUUUGCCCAGUGAAGAAAAAACCCCAGUAGGAACAGACAGGGACACUGACAGUGACUGACGGUGUGAAGCCAAACGUCCAUCGUUGUCCUCAGUUCUGAAGAUGUUCUUUUGCCUCUUACAGUUUCAGUUUGGUUACCACAAAUCUGACAUUUGUCCAGAAACAGCAAAGAUCUUGGUAACAAACAAAACACUAUUUUAACACAGUUAAAAAAACAAAAACAACAAAACCCACCAGGGGUAAAACUGGACAAACUGCACAAUCUGAAUGAAUGGGGUAAAAAGAAAGUAAGAAGCCAAAAGUAUAACUGACGUGUGUGUGUUGUGUCAUAGUGAGUUAGUUGAGGUUCACUGCCGUGCGGUCGUCGACGUGCUGACAGGGCACUAUGAGUGCUGGAACCAGGAACCAGUUUCUGACAGUUGUCUUUGACGACAGCUGUGACACAGUUGUCUUUCUGAAAUGAGCUGCAUAUCUCUGAGCCUCACCUCCCAGUUUGUUACUGUGAGAAAGAACAAACUCGUCAACCCCAGGUUUAGGAUUAGUAUAGAUGCUUUUCCAAUCAUUACCCACGAUGCAUCGCGCCGACGGCUAUGUUGUAUGGCGAACAGGUAGAUGUAAGCAAUCGAUAAUGUCAACAAAAGACAAGAAUAUUAAAUCGCUGGGGGGAGAUCAGACGAAAUAGUUGUGUAGAGAUUAACUGGACACAAUUACAGUGUCUAGUACUUGGACAAAUUGAAAAUAAUCGAUGGAAAAGACUCAUACGAAGUCGACAAAGCUGAGUGGAAGCGACAAUGUAUAUCAUACGGUAUCUAUAACAAUCGCUCGGUGACAGUAUUGUUCACACAUACAUCACUCCUCCACGGUGUUUGUGUUUUUUUUUGUCUACCUCUUUCUUGAUAUCAUGACCCAGCGACUUGAAUGACACGAUGAAACUGUUGUCACAUGAUCAAGUUCAACACGAUGUGAAGCAAUAACGUGCCUACUACUGACUAAUGCUCCCACUGUUAGGACUGUGGCAGUUUUUAUUAUUUUAAAAGUGUUAAAGUUUGAUGGAGUCAAAAAGGGAGGGUGGAGCUGCAGGCAGCACUGACGGACACCUUGUCCCUCCACCGUGGCUGGAGCCAAGACUGAGGACCUGUGGAUGCAGCCCCGCCCCCUAAUCAGCACCACCGCUUCCACCUGCUCCACCCAGUAUAUAUACAGCUCCACUCCUUUCAGUCGUUGCCAAAUUGUUAUCACUCCCAUGCAGACUUUCCAAGCACUUGACCUUUGGCCUUAUCGCUGCCCUGGUAAGCCCACCAUUCUUCUGCCUGUUGUUUCCUGAUUACUUGUCAGCCUGUGCUAACUGAAGUGAGCCUGUUUGCUUCAAUAAAAGACUGCGUUAAACCUGACCUGGUUGUGCUGCUAACAAAACAAACACCUGGUCAGGGACCAGUACCUUGAAAGAAUACUUUGUUUUUCAAUCUGCGUUAAUUUGCACUUUGAUACAAAUGUAUCCAGCACACUAUAAAUGUAAUGUGUACUCACUUGCAACGGGCGCUCUCGUGCAAACGACUUUCUACACCGGAAAUGUGAGCUGUUAAAAAGUAAAAACACUAACACUGUAGCAGACAUUUAUUUAAAAAGUUUAUUUUCCCUUUGAAAACUUCUUCUGAGUCUGCUGACGAUGGUGCUCUCAGGGAUGUCAAAGGUCAGAUACAGUUAAAAACUUUGGCAAAAAUACAACAUGAGGCAGAGCUGGGUACAAAACUAAAGCAAAACACGCACAGCACUGUGUCCUAAUGAAGGAGAAAAAAAACCAUUCACCGACCUCUGAACAUAUACUGUUGAAGUCGAGGUGGUUCUGUCAGAGCAAACUGAGACAGUCAGACAGAAACUGGAGUGUUUUUCAGUGCGGGGGGGAGGGCGGGGGUAGAGCAGUUGCAGACUGCAGUGCUGUAGUCCAGUGACUGAACACGGGAGUCAGAGUCAAAUGUUUUUGUCUUGGUUAAGCAGCAGACGCAGUGCAAGAUUUUUUUGCCAUUAUUCUGCGUUCUGUAAACUGACGUCACAAAAUGUGCUCCAACAGAAAUAUUUAAGAAGCUUGUAUCUUUAGAUGUUGUCAUUUGAACACAGGCAGGUUUCAUGGACUAAAUAAACAGAUUUUUAGAGCAUUUAACAUCUGGACAACCUUAAAAAAAAAAAAAAAAAAAAA
Molecule: messenger RNA, 5041 nt
Organism: Cynoglossus semilaevis (tongue sole)
Lineage: Eukaryota; Metazoa; Chordata; Actinopteri; Pleuronectiformes; Cynoglossidae
Gene: nxpe3
Product: neurexophilin and PC-esterase domain family, member 3
Exons: 7
Coding region: 1088-2878 (596 amino acids)
Source: RefSeq, a predicted model, not a curated record